This is a messenger RNA of Bufo bufo (common toad), 845 nucleotides long. RefSeq names its product cytochrome c oxidase subunit 4 isoform 1, mitochondrial. The transcript has 6 exons. Lineage: Eukaryota; Metazoa; Chordata; Amphibia; Anura; Bufonidae. The coding region runs from base 16 to 714 and encodes 232 amino acids. Gene Ontology annotation, biological process: mitochondrial electron transport, cytochrome c to oxygen. The record is from RefSeq and is a predicted model, not a curated record.
UCUUUCUGUCCCAGAAUGCCCUUCGCCUGGCUUUUUCUCAAAAUCUGUUUCUGGCUGUGCUCCCAGAUCCUGUCCCUGAGUCUCUCUCCAUUUUACAGUCUGCAGUUCGGCUCCCUCGCUGUCGCUAGGUCAGAAGAAUACUCAACUCAGGUGGCAGUGCCAGGAUGUCCGACACAGCGCCACUCUGUGAUGUUGUCGGUUCUGGCACAGAGGUCGCCGCUUUUGGCUAAAAUGAGGGUUCUAGGAGCCAUCGGCGUAAGAGCAGCCCACAGCCACGGGGACCACGAUGCAGUACCAUAUUACACCAAGCCGGCAUAUUUUGACCACCGGACUCUUCCUCUGCCUGACAUCCCCUUUCAUGAUGGUCUGAGCUCCCAGGAAACUGCGCUUAAGGAAAAGGAGAAAGGACCUUGGACGCAGCUGAGUGCAGAGGACAAGAUAUCACUUUACCGUAUCAAGUUUAACCAGACAUAUGCAGAGAUGAAUAAACCGACCAAUGAGUGGAAAACUGUGAUUGGUGGCAUCCUCUUCUUGUUUGGCGUAACAGGACUCAUAGUGUGGUGGCAGAAAGUACAUGUCUUCCCUCCUCUCCCGCACACCCUCCAGGAGGAGUGGAUACAGAUGCAGAUUCGAAGGAUGCUGGACAUGCGCGUGGGGCCCAUUGAAGGCUUCUCCUCCAACUGGGACUAUGAGAAGAAUGAGUGGAAGAAAUGAACCGUGAUCUUCGAAGGAACUAGAUCCGAGCCAGCACAAACUCUCCAUAUAGAACCUAACCGCAAUGUGUCCAUGUACUAACUAGUUCAACAAUAGUCCGUUAUUAAACUCUUGUCAAUGAAUCCACGUAA